AUGGGCCCGCGGACCCCCGUGCGCGUCGAGGACCUCGUCGCCCUCGCGAACACGUCAACGUGGGCAGAACCGGACGCGGUCAACUACCGCGUGGUCAAAGACGCGGACGACUACCAGUCGCCGAUUAUCAACGUCGCGCAUCUCACCGGGCUCGAGGGCAACGCGCACUACCACUACGCCAUACCGGGCGAUACCAAGACGCACAGGCACUUCAACGCGCCGCCCGAUUCGCUCAAGGAGUCCAGCGAGGACGCCGCCGCCGGGAAGGAGGUGCACGCGUCAACCGUGUUUGCCGUCGUCGGGGACACCGGCCAGACGGAGGUCACCGCGGCGGUGUUCGAACACAUCGCGGGGAUGGACGACGCCGACGUGCUGCUGCAUACCGGCGACCUGUCCUACGCGGACGGGUUUCCGCCGAGGUGGGACACCUUCGGGCGCCUGGCGGAGGGGGUCAUGGACCGUCUGCCCUCCCUCUUUGUCGCGGGCAACCACGACGUGACCUCGAACGGCGUCGAGUCGCAGGCGUACCACACGCGGUACCCAUCGCCGCACAGGUCCAGCGGGAGCGCGUCGCCCGAGUGGUGGAGUCUCGAUGUCGGUCUGGCUCACGUCAUCGGGUUCAGCAGCUACGCGCCGUCGAAGGGUCCCGGCGCGUUCGACGGGGCGGAUGCGCCGCUGACCAGGUGGCUCGAGAAGGAUCUGAAAAAGGUGAAUCGAGCGAUUACCCCGUGGAUCAUCGUCGUGUUCCACGUGCCGUGGUACAACUCCAACCACGGGCACUUUAAGGAGGCGGAGCGCGCGAGGGUCGCGCUGGAGAAGCUCCUGUACGAGGCGGGUGUCGACGUCGUCCUCAACGGGCACGUGCACUCCUACGAACGCAUCCGCGCCGUUUACGAUUACCAACCAAACGAGUGCGGCGUUUCCCACAUCGUCGUCGGCGACGGGGGAAACUACGAAGGUCCGUACGGGGAAUCGUGGAUGAAUCCCCAGCCCGCGUGGAGCGCCUUCCGCGAGGGAUCGUUCGGCGCGGGGAGGCUCGAGCUUCACAACGCGACGCACGCGACGUGGGAGUGGCGGAGGACCACCUGC
Molecule: messenger RNA, 1089 nt
Organism: Micromonas commoda
Lineage: Eukaryota; Viridiplantae; Chlorophyta; Mamiellophyceae; Mamiellales; Mamiellaceae
Exons: 2
Molecular function (GO): acid phosphatase activity
Source: RefSeq, a predicted model, not a curated record